Pocillopora verrucosa is the source of this 2853-nucleotide messenger RNA. Its product is annotated as histone H2A-like. Gene Ontology annotation, molecular function: DNA binding; protein heterodimerization activity; structural constituent of chromatin. Gene Ontology annotation, biological process: heterochromatin formation. NCBI's taxonomy places the organism in Eukaryota, Metazoa, Cnidaria, Anthozoa, Scleractinia, Pocilloporidae. The record is from RefSeq and is a predicted model, not a curated record. Gene Ontology annotation, cellular component: chromatin; nucleosome.
AAGGUCAUUCAUCAUCCUGCAUUCUCGCAUCGAGUGAACUUUACGAAAUCUUCAAACAUGUCUGGUCGCGGAAAAGGUAAAGCUAAAGGCACCAAGUCCAAAAGCCGCUCAUCCCGAGCAGGGCUUCAAUUCCCAGUUGGUCGAAUCCACCGUCUUCUCCGCAAAGGAAAUUACGCUGAGCGUGUUGGCGCUGGUGCACCAGUGUACUUGGCUGCUGUGCUGGAGUACUUGAGCGCCGAGAUCCUCGAGUUGGCAGGCAACGCUGCUCGUGACAACAAAAAGACAAGAAUAAUCCCCCGUCACCUUCAGCUGGCUGUCCGUAAUGACGAGGAGUUGAACAAACUGCUUGCCGGUGUCACCAUUGCACAGGGAGGUGUUCUUCCCAACAUUCAGGCUGUUCUUCUGCCCAAGAAGACCGAGAAGAAACCAAAAGCCUAAACAAGUUUUCCACUUCCUACACAAAACGGCUCCUUUAGGAGCCACCAAAUACAACUAAAGUCUUUAUCAACGGUUUUUAAUUCCUUUCAUAUCCGUCAAACAACAGAACUACAAACUCAGAACUACAAAAAAAUGACUUGAACAGAAGCGGUUCCACUCUCCCAGUUAAAAAACAUCCUCUUUACUUACAACAUGAAAGAAUGGUUGCUCGCUGUAGCAGUUAAAAUUGUGGUCAAGACCUUUUCACAAUUUCAAAUUCGUUAUGAAUAUCAUGGAAUCAUGUGCUCCCGUUUUAAAAUAACUUGGCUGUCUUUCGUUGACGCGAUUUUGGACUGCAAGUGGUUAGCCAGGAAAAUCCCUGAGCUUUCAACUUGCGUCGAUUCGUGAUCUAUUAAUUUUUUUGACAAUUCUUUCGCCGUGACAAUUACCCGAUUUUUCUGUUUAAAAUGCACCAAUUCUGACUUGUGAUUUACGUGCAGAAAUCCGCGACGCUAACCGAUCAUUCUGCCUUGUCACUAGACCGUUACAGGAAUUGCGCCAAAAUUUUCUCGGAUUUUCUUUCAUCACCUACAAUGCGCCAAGUAAAGAAAGCAACAAAUAUUUAUAUUUGACUGAUCAGUACUCGAUGACGCAAAGCUGUCUAUAAUAUUUUGCACCUGCAAAUCCGACACAAAGUGAAAAGUUUACUUUCUUUUCCUCGGACCACUCGAUGGAAGAACGUCACAGACAUUGCACCAAAUUUGUCACGCGUGGAGGGUAUAUUGAAAUUUUCUUGUUAUUCGAUACUGCAUCUGUGGUCGUCUCAGUAAGUAUAGCGGCCACAAAAUGUCACAGUUCAAUGCUUUCAAAAACCCGGCAACGCUCCGUAGUAGUGUUCUCUUUAUUGCGUUUCUGUGCAUUGUGAUUCACUUUACUAGUUCGCAUGCUUCAACAUAUAAAGACAAUUAUGUUCCAUGGUCACGCAGGAAGAUGAAAGGCGGCCACUUCAUAUUCUACAAAACCCCGAGAAAAUGUACUCUGAAGUGGCUAUUCGGGCGCGCGCUUCACGUAGCAAGAAAUAAUAUAAAACCAGCCUAUUUCUAAUCGAUUAUUUCAACAACUUUAUUGGUCACGACUUUUUUAAGACUUGGUGGCUCCUAAAGGAGCCGUUUGUUGUGUGAAGUGUCCGUCUAACCGCCAAAACCGUACAGGGUGCGACCUUGUCUCUUCAGAGCGUACACCACAUCCAUGGCUGUCACAGUCUUUCUCUUGGCGUGCUCGGUGUACGUCACAGCAUCACGGAUCACAUUCUCGAGGAAAACUUUGAGAACACCGCGAGUCUCUUCGUAGAUCAAACCAGAGAUACGCUUGACACCGCCACGACGAGCGAGUCGACGGAUGGCUGGCUUAGUGAUACCUUGGAUGUUAUCCCGAAGGAUCUUUCGGUGACGCUUGGCGCCCCCUUUUCCGAGUCCUUUACCUCCUUUACCGCGACCUGACAUGUUGAUUAAUACUCGAGUGACUGAGUUGUGCCCGAAUGACUUGCGUUUCUGUACUUUAUAGGGUCAACAAUGACCUCUCAGAAAACAAGACAGGCGUGGCUUGGGAUUGGUUGAAUGCAGAACAAAGGGCUAAAGGCCAAAUUAUUUCAAAACAUAUUAUUCAAAUUAUCAUGUAAACACAGCUAUUUGUUAGCCUGCGCGCUACCAAAUCAAACAAGUGCUUACAUUUAGUUGAUGACAGUUCGUUUGAACUAUCACAAACCAAUUUCGUUAAGCAUUCUCUCCUUUAAAGCAAGUUUUUACACUGCUCAGAGAUGUUCCAAAGCCUGAUAAACCAUUCCAGGUCGAUUCGGAUCGAAAUACAACUACAUAACUGUGAUGUUAUAUAGAGUUUCCACACUUGGCCAAUCAGAUCACUCAUUUUAUAGUUAAUCAGACACAAGCCCGUCAAAGUAUAAAUAGAUUUCGUUUUACAUAUUUGUUAUCACGAAACGUUUUCAAAGAAUGGCCCGCCCAAAGCAAACUGCGUGUAAAUCUACUGGUAGCAAAGCUCCACGUAAGCAGCUUGCCUCAAACUACUGCCCCUUUCUUGACAAAAUUGUUUAGAAAAUAGAUCGGUGAAUAACUGCAAGGUUUGGAAUCUUACUAAACGUACAGCAGACUGCUUUCAAAAAGAGUAUGAAAUAUUAUCAGUUUGCAAAAUGUUAUGUCAUGUCAGUUGUUAAAGGACCAAGACUGUGCCAGCAAAAAAGGCGGUUAUCAGGGCUGCGGUUUUCCUUCGCCUCAUUCCCGCCGCUUUCUGCACGCCCGCUUUUUCGCCUCCCUUCCAUGAACUGAUAGCUUAGCAGUUUUAAGGUUAGCAUCAGUGAAAUUAAUUAAUAUAUAUUGUGUAUCAGCAUCCUUCCCGCUAUCAGCGACAAGGGACGAUUCAGAA